Messenger RNA from Miniopterus natalensis, 1387 nucleotides. The record is from RefSeq and is a predicted model, not a curated record. NCBI's taxonomy places the organism in Eukaryota, Metazoa, Chordata, Mammalia, Chiroptera, Miniopteridae.
UCAGCAGAAAACGCCAAGCUUGGUGACCUCAAAAAACACCCAUAGGCUACCCAUGGAUCCACUACCAGCCUGGACUCCCAAAUAUACCUUGACUGUUCUACCUGUGUUGAAACCCUGCUUGACCUCAGCCCACGCCUCCAGGCUUCACUAGAGCACUUGGAUGGAUAGGGGCCUGCAGAGCAAUGUGGGGUGGCAGGGGCAGGCGGCAGAGGCGUCCCUUUACUCACAGGCCAGGAUCCCAUAGCAGGUGUGACCUACCCAUCACGACCCACGUCUGCCCCUCCAGACUUCGUUUCCUUGCCAGUAUGGGCGUCUCUGGGUGUCCUUGCCACCCUGCGUUGCUGUGCUCCCAGCACAAAAGGGUUAAGUCCUUCGGCGCCCACAGGAAGCACCUUCACUGCGCCUCCUGAUUGGCGGGUGGGAGGGGGCGGGGCCUGGUCAGGGACACACUUAAAAGACGGUGUACGCGGGCCAGGCUGCAAGCUCCGGCUCACCGCAGCCAUGAUUGGCGCUGCUGGCCGGGACCCGACUGAGGCGCCCGAGGAGCGGCGUUUUCUCAGCACGGAGGAGGCGGCUGCCCUGGAACGGGAGCUGCUGGAGGAUUAUCGUUUUGGGCGGCAGCAGCUGGUGGAAUUAUGCGGCCAUGCUAGUGCCGUGGCUGUGACUAAGGUGUUCCCCUUGCCUGCUCUUUCCCGGAAGCAGAGGACGGUGCUGGUCGUGUGCGGCCCGGAGCAGAAUGGGGCGGUAGGGCUGGUCUGUGCCCGGCACCUGCGGGUGUUUGAGUAUGAACCGACCAUAUUCUACCCCACACGCUCACUGGACCCGCUGCACCGGGACCUGACCACCCAGUGUGAGAAGAUGGACAUCCCCUUCCUGUCCUAUCUGCCCACAGAGGUCAGCGCUCCUCGACAACUGAGGGGCAGGUGGGGGAUGAUGCCCCAAGGCUGCCCCUUACUUUACCUGCCCUCCCAGGUCCAGCUCAUCAAUGACGCCUAUGGGCUGGUGGUGGAUGCCGUGCUGGGCCCUGGCGUGGAGCCUGGUGAGGUCGGGGGCCCCUGCACGCGUGCGCUGGCCACACUCAAGCUGCUGUCCAUCCCCCUCGUGAGCCUGGACAUUCCCUCAGGCUGGGAUGCGGAGACCGGCGGCGGCGACUCCGAGGACGGGCUGCGGCCCGACGUGCUUGUAUCACUGGCAGCUCCCAAGCGCUGCGCUGGCCGCUUCUCUGGGCGCCACCACUUCGUGGCUGGCAGGUUCGUGCCCGACGACGUGCGCCGAAAGUUCGCUCUGCGCCUGCCGGGGUACACGGGCACCGACUGCGUGGCGGCGCUGUGACCGCCACCCGCGCCCACGCGGCUUGGACGCACGCCAAUAAACAGAGGUCCCACCA